Cyprinodon variegatus (sheepshead minnow) is the source of this 1025-nucleotide messenger RNA. It is a transcript of the gene pigl, whose product is annotated as phosphatidylinositol glycan anchor biosynthesis class L. Gene Ontology annotation, cellular component: endoplasmic reticulum. The coding region runs from base 19 to 831 and encodes 270 amino acids. Gene Ontology annotation, molecular function: N-acetylglucosaminylphosphatidylinositol deacetylase activity. NCBI's taxonomy places the organism in Eukaryota, Metazoa, Chordata, Actinopteri, Cyprinodontiformes, Cyprinodontidae. The record is from RefSeq and is a predicted model, not a curated record. Gene Ontology annotation, biological process: GPI anchor biosynthetic process. The transcript is spliced from 7 exons.
ACAGCAACGGCCAAAAUAAUGUAUGUUUACCUAGUGGUCUUUGCAGGUUUAUGGUAUUUGGUGUGGAUAAAAUUAAUAUAUGACCGACACCGGCACACUUUUAGGAAGUCACUGGAACAAGCGAUGAACGUUUCGUCAGGAAGAGAAAAUGACGGCGCUGACGUCAGAGCUCUGAUUGUUACUGCACAUCCGGAUGAUGAAUGUAUGUUCUUCGCGCCGACAAUCAUACGACUGGCUGAGUUAAAUGCCCGCGUCCACCUGCUGUGUUUGUCUGAAGGAAACUACUACAACCAGGGAGCUCAGCGGAGGGAAGAGCUUCUAAGCAGCUGUGCUGUGUUGGGGAUACCAGCCUCCAGAGUCACCAUCAUAGACCAUAAGAAACUUCCAGAUGAUCCCAAAGCAGAAUGGAGCGUCUCAUUAGUCUCCUCCACAGUCCUGAAUCACAUUAACGAACACUCCAUCAACACGGUGCUGACCUUUGAUGGAAGCGGUGUGAGCGGCCAUGCCAAUCACGUAGCCAUCUAUAAAGCUGUCAGACAUCUCGCUUCCACCGGUGAUUUACCUAAAGACUGUGUGUUGCUCUCCCUGGAGACUGUUGGCCUUCUAAGGAAGUACCUCUCCUUCCUGGACCUUCCAUUCAGCUGGCUUCUACCGUCACAUUUCUGCUGCGUUGUGGGUUCAAAGGGCUACAAGCAAGCUAAAGCUGCUAUGCUGUGCCAUCGCACUCAGCUGCUGUGGUUUCGGUACCUCUACAUCACCUUCUCCAGGUAUAUGUUCAUUAACACAUUCCAGAUGAUUCCACAAGGACCGAAGAACCUGAAAAUCUACUGAGAGCUCCAACCUGUGACUGUGUGUUUGUUGUAAAUCAUGCAGCUUACUCAAGCCUUAGAAACCAGAAUAUUUUCAUGUGAUCUUUAGAAACAAAGCAGACUAAGGUUUCUAAGAUUGUAAACAAUAUUAAUCCUACUGGGCGUUAAUGGGACACAAAGAAUGUUGUUGUCAGGACACUGUAUAAAAACACUACU